UCCAUAGUUUGUACAGACGAUCAAAACAAAGGCUAAAAACUUGAUUACCGGCCAGUCACAUAGAGCCAGACAGCAGCGACUUAUCUAAUAAAGUUGUUAUUGAAUUGAGACAUUUACAAGAUCUCCAUAAAUACGAUUUCAAGCUACAUCCAAACAUGGGUUUGACGCGCGUACUGGUGAAAGACGGCGGUUUUGGCACACAGAUGACCGUACAUGUGGGCAACUCUGUGGACGGGGAUCCGUUGUGGAGUGCCCGCUUCAAUGCCACCAAUCCGGCAGCCAUCAUUAACACCCACCUGGAUUUCCUGCAGAAUGGGGCUGAUAUCAUAUUGACGAACACUUAUCAGGCCAGUGUCGAGGGUUACAUGGAGUAUUUGGAGCUGGACGAGGAGCAGAGCAUCGAGCUGAUAAGAAACACGGUUCGUCUGGCGCACAUAGCCAAGGAAAAAUAUCUGACGGAGUGUUAUCAGGCCCAGCUGACGAUUCCAGAAGGUUAUCCGCUGAUAAUUGCCUCGAUUGGACCGUUUGGCGCCCACCUUCACGAUGGCUCCGAGUACACCGGCAGCUAUGCCGAUUAUGUGCCAGCUAAGACCAUCACAGACUGGCACCGCAUUCGGAUCGAAGCUUGUCUGGAGGCGGGAGUCGAUGCCCUGGCCAUUGAGACGAUUCCGUGCCAAAUGGAGGCGGAAGCGCUGGUGGAAAUGCUUUGCGAUGACUAUCCGGACGUCAAGUUCUGGGUGGCAUUCCAAUGCAAGGAUGAGAGCUCUCUGGCGCACGGUGAGACCUUUGCAGAUGCGGCAAAUGCCAUCUGGGAUUUGCUGGCCGAGCGUAAUGCCCAGGACAAGUGCCUCGCUGUGGGCGUCAACUGUGUGCAUCCCAAAUUUGUGACAUCUCUGUUCAAGAGCCUGAAUGGCGACCGCAACGGGGAAGAGCAAAUCCCGCUGGUGGUUUAUCCCAACAGUGGGGAGGUCUACGAUGUCGUCAAGGGCUGGGAGGGCAGGGAGCAUUGUGUGCCACUCGCCAAUUACGUGCCGGAGUGGGCGCAGCUGGGUGCCAAGAUUAUUGGCGGCUGCUGUCGCACCUACGCCAGGGAUAUUCGCCACAUUGGCGAGGCCAUUCGCAACUGGAACAAACUGAAGAAGGUCGCUUAAAGGGCGAAAGAACCUCGGGAUCUCAGUAAUUGUACCGAUCAAAAUGCAUUUGAAUUAGUUGUGUAUAUAUACGUAAUUAGCUAUUAAGUUAGAUUUAUAUAUUUUGAAUAUAAAAUC
Drosophila subobscura is the source of this 1268-nucleotide messenger RNA. Its product is annotated as homocysteine S-methyltransferase. The transcript is spliced from 4 exons. Gene Ontology annotation, biological process: S-methylmethionine cycle. Lineage: Eukaryota; Metazoa; Arthropoda; Insecta; Diptera; Drosophilidae. The record is from RefSeq and is a predicted model, not a curated record. Gene Ontology annotation, molecular function: S-adenosylmethionine-homocysteine S-methyltransferase activity. The coding region runs from base 156 to 1151 and encodes 331 amino acids.